CUGUGUGUAAGGGUGUGAGGUAGAUGCACAUAUUUACAGUGGAUGUAUACAUGAUCGUAUACAUUUAACACUGGUUGUAUUUGUCGCAUGUGUGUUAUAGUGGAAUACAUGAGUGUAAAUGAAAAGCAGUUUUUUAUCCAUCAGGGCUGUCUGCUCUUUCGAUAGGCAUCCUCCGAGGGCACCGCUACAUAAAGAUAUUAAAGACCUGGGCUGAAGCUCAAACUUACUGUAGAGAGAAGUUCAUUGACCUUGCAACUAUAAACAAUCAAGAUGACAACGACAGGCUGCAGAGGGUGUUGAAGGACUCUGGAACAUUUGCUUGGAUAGGGCUUCAAGAUGAGAUCAGAUGGAAGUGGGUUCUGGGAAAUACAGACUUUAACAUUAAUACAGAUUUUAGCAACUGGAAAUGAUCUGAGCUUAACAAUGUGGGAUCCAAGCAGAACUGCUGUGUGGUUAAUACAUUUUCACGUCUUUAGUUUAGAAUGUUCUCGAUGACCGAGUUAGAGAUUACACGCUCAAUUUCACCAUCUUGAUUUGUUUUUAUUUCCACACCCUCUUUUCUAUAAGCAGAACAAAUGUAAUGUCAUUGGGUUUGCAUAAUAGUUUUAGAGGAGGAGAGCAGAAACUCAAAGAAGGUUUGAGAUGUGUCAGAACAAACAUGCCUUUGCUUGAAAGAAAAGCUUGAACUUUGCAAGGAUGAACAAGACACUACUGUUUGUCCUGAUUCUCUCAGGGCUGUCUGCUCUUUCGACAAGCAUCCUCCGAGGGCACCGCUACAUAAAGAUAUUAAAGACCUGGGCUGAAGCUCAAACUUACUGUAGAGAGAAGUUCAUUGACCUUGCAACUAUAAACAAUCAAGAUGACAACGACAGGCUGCAGAGGGUGUUGAAGGACCCUGGAACAUUUGCAUGGAUAGGGCUUCAAGAUGAUAAGACCAGAUGGAAGUGGACAAUGGGAAAUGCAGACUUCAACAAUAAUACAGAUUUUAGCAACUGGAAAUUAUUUGAACCUAACAAUGUGGGAUCCAAGCAGAACUGCUGUCAAGUUACUGCAUUGAUGGAAUGGUUUGAUUUUUUUUGUACCGAUCUACGUGCUUCAAUCUGUUAUGAUGCACAAGAUCCUUCUAAAUACAUUUCAGUGGACACUUUCAUGACUUGGUAUGACGCUAAGACAUACUGUAGGGCCAAACACACAGACCUCCUGACAGUGUGGAACAAGUCUGUGAAUGAUCUAAUUGCCACACUACCAGAAAGAAGACACUGGAUAGGUCUCCACAGACAGCCCUGGGCCUACUGGUCUGACAAGAUCCCCACAACCUUCACUAACUGGGACUCCGGCCAGCCCGACAACGAAGGGUCAACAGAAUCAUGUACUGCAGUCGACACAACCACAGGAAAGUGGCUGGAUAUGGACUGUGAGAAAAAGUACUAUUUUGUCUGUCAAGAUGAAAUUCAGCACCAAACAACGUUGAAGUUAAAGUUCCAGUCUGAAACGGACCUGAAUGAUCCUGCUGUCCAGCAACAGAUUUUGGAGCAGCUGCAGACUCACAUGGCUGAACAUGAGUUACCACACGUUAAACUCCGCUGGAUUGAGAAGGAUGAGCAGACUUUUCACAAGCAACAAAAGAUGAUGAAAGAAGAAGAGCCGGUGUCUGAUCCGUCAUUGUGCGAAGGACGUCCUGAACAUCCUAAAACCUGACACUCUUCCAUGAAGUGCUAAUUUAACACAAUAGUUAAAGUUUGUUCUGUUAUUUAAGAUGUUCAUUUGCCUGUUUGCAAUUUUAAAAAAAAAUGUUGCACCGUAUAGUGAUAGUGGUUUAAAAUGAGUUUGAGAAAUAUAAACACGUCACACUUAAAUGUUUGAUGAAAAUCUUUCAAUGAUGGGCGUUUAUCUUUUCUGGCUUUGAAAUGUGUGGUCCUGUUAAUGAUGAACGUCAUAGUUAACAAUCAGAAUUUCUCACAAUGUGUUAUAUGUUUGUAACAAAGGCCUGGUUUGUGUAAGUGUGUGGUACUUUAUUUAUGCCGUUCUUCUGUUUAUAAUUGUGAUCAACAAGA
This is a messenger RNA of Larimichthys crocea (large yellow croaker), 2054 nucleotides long. RefSeq names its product macrophage mannose receptor 1. Bases 697 to 1698 code for a protein of 333 amino acids. The record is from RefSeq and is a predicted model, not a curated record. NCBI's taxonomy places the organism in Eukaryota, Metazoa, Chordata, Actinopteri, Sciaenidae. The transcript is spliced from 6 exons.